Messenger RNA from Neogale vison (American mink), 4982 nucleotides. RefSeq names its product factor interacting with PAPOLA and CPSF1 (gene FIP1L1). The transcript is spliced from 19 exons. The record is from RefSeq and is a predicted model, not a curated record. NCBI's taxonomy places the organism in Eukaryota, Metazoa, Chordata, Mammalia, Carnivora, Mustelidae. Bases 205 to 2016 code for a protein of 603 amino acids. Gene Ontology annotation, cellular component: mRNA cleavage and polyadenylation specificity factor complex. Gene Ontology annotation, molecular function: RNA binding.
GUGCGCAGGAGCGGCGGAGCGCCGCUGGAGCCGUCUUGUUUGCAGCCUCCAGUGCCGCGGCCGCCUUUCUGGGAUUUGAGUCUCGCGCUUUCUUCGUUCGCUCGCCGGCGGGUUCGCGCCCCUCUCGCGCCCCUGGGCAGCGAGGCUGGGAAGGGGUUGGAGGGGGCUGUUGAUCGCCGCCUUUAAGUUGUGCUCGGGGCGGCCAUGUCGGCCGGCGAGGUCGAGCGCCUAGUGUCGGAGCUGAGCGGCGGGACCGGAGGGGAUGAGGAGGAAGAGUGGCUCUAUGGCGGCCCAUGGGACGUGCAUGUGCACAGUGAUUUGGCAAAGGACCUAGAUGAAAAUGAAGUUGAAAGGCCAGAAGAAGAAAAUCCCAGUGCUAAUCCUCCAUCUGGAAUUGAAGAAGAAACUGCUGAAAAUGGCGUGCCGAAACCGAAAGUGACUGAGACUGAAGAUGAUAGUGAUAGUGACAGUGAUGAUGAUGAGGAUGAUGUUCAUGUCACUAUAGGAGACAUUAAAACGGGAGCACCACAGUAUGGGAGUUACGGUACAGCACCUGUAAAUCUUAACAUCAAAACAGGGGGAAGAGUUUAUGGAACUACAGGGACAAAAGUCAAAGGGGUGGACCUUGAUGCACCUGGAAGCAUUAAUGGAGUUCCACUCUUGGAGGUAGAUUUGGAUUCCUUUGAAGAUAAACCAUGGCGUAAACCGGGUGCUGAUCUUUCUGAUUAUUUUAAUUAUGGGUUUAAUGAAGAUACCUGGAAAGCUUACUGUGAAAAACAAAAGAGGAUACGAAUGGGACUUGAAGUUAUACCAGUUACCUCUACUACAAAUAAAAUUACGGCCGAAGACUGUACUAUGGAAGUUACACCAGGUGCAGAGAUCCAAGAUGGCAGAUUCAAUCUUUUUAAGGUACAGCAGGGAAGAACUGGAAAUUCAGAGAAGGAAGCAGCACUUCCAUCUACCAAAGCUGAGUUUACUUCUCCUCCUUCUUUGUUCAAGACUGGACUCCCACCAAGCAGAAACAGCACCUCUUCUCAGUCUCAGACAAGUACUGCCUCCAGAAAAGCCAAUUCCAGCGUUGGAAAGUGGCAGGACCGGUAUGGGAGGGCCGAAUCACCUGACCUAAGGAGAUUACCUGGGGCAAUUGAUGUUAUUGGUCAAACUAUAACAAUUAGCCGAGUUGAAGGAAGGCGACGGGCAAAUGAAAACAGCAACAUACAGGUCCUUUCUGAAAGAUCUGCUACUGAAGUAGACAACAAUUUUAGCAAACCACCUCCAUUUUUCCCCCCAGGAGCUCCUCCCACCCACCUUCCACCUCCUCCAUUUCUUCCACCUCCUCCAACUGUCAGCACUGCUCCACCUCUGAUUCCACCACCAGGUAUUCCAAUAACUGUACCACCUCCAGGUUUUCCUCCUCCACCAGGCGCUCCACCUCCAUCUCUUAUACCAACAAUAGAAAGUGGACAUUCCUCUGGUUAUGAUAGUCGUUCUGCACGUGCUUUUCCAUAUGGCAAUGUUGCCUUUCCCCACCUUCCUGGUUCUGCUCCUUCAUGGCCUAGUCUUGUGGAUACCAGCAAGCAGUGGGACUAUUAUUCAAGAAGAGAGAAAGAUCGAGAUAGAGACCGAGACAGAGACCGGGAACGAGACCGUGAUCGGGACAGAGAAAGAGAACGCACCAGAGAGAGAGAGCGGGAGCGUGAUCACAGUCCUACACCAAGUGUUUUUAACAGUGACGAAGAACGAUACAGAUACAGAGAAUAUGCAGAACGAGGCUACGAGCGCCACAGAGCAAGUCGAGAGAAAGAAGAACGACACAGAGAAAGACGACACAGAGAGAAAGAGGAAACCAGACACAAGUCCUCCCGAAGUAACAGUAGACGUCGCCAUGAAAGUGAAGAAGGAGACAGUCACAGGAGACACAAGCACAAAAAAUCUAAGAGAAGCAAAGAAGGAAAAGAAGCUGGCAGUGAGCCCGCCCCUGAACAAGAGAGCACCGAAGCUGCACCGGCCGAAUAGGCACGGCACUGGCCUUGUGUGUAUAUUAUGGCCAGAAAUGUACCAUAGAUCUUGUUAUUUUUCUGGAUAAUGUUUAAGAAAUUUACCUUUAAUCUUGUUCUGUUAGUAUGAAAAGUUAACUUUUUUCUCAAAAUAAAAGAGUGAAUUUUUCAUGUUAAGUUAAGAAUCUUUGUCUUGUAAUAUUUAAAAAAAUAAAUUAAAAAAAUAAAAAAGACAGCAGUGACUUUAUAUCCAAGAAAGUAAUGUGAAUGAGUCACUCAGCAGGGAAUUUUAAAGAGCUAUGUACAUACACGGGAGCUGAUAAAGGUCAAGGUUGCACCUUGGCCAUAGUUUUCUGGAGUUCAUCAAAUACCAGUCUCAAGAGGUUGUGCUGCAAAAAGCACCUCUGAUUUGAGAUUUGAAGUAUUUCGCCAGCCCUGCUGUGGCACUCUCGCUUAGCAUAUUAAAGAACUCGUAUACAGUUUUGAUAUCACAACUUUUUGAUAGGUUUUCAGCGUCCUCAAUUUGGUUUCAUGGUAUAACUGAACAGGCAACUUUUGUAUUCUAAAAAUUAAUAAAACAUAAAGGCAUUUGGCUGGUGUCUGUGAAAUAACUUGCCCUGAGGGUAGUUUCUUGUAGCAGGCACCAGACAAAGCCUCGCCACUGUGACACAGAUUCGAAUUGCCUCAUGGCUGUCUGUGAGAUGGGGUCAAGCUGGUUUGGCCUUUCCUGAUGCUUUUUCCAAAGCAUUCUGCUCAUUGGUUGAGCAGCAUGUGGAGUUUUGAUACAGUGACUAGCUAAUUGUGAAUGAAAAGACAAGAGCUUUAGAUUAGUCAUUUCCCAUUAGAUCUAAGAAUACAAGUUCAUAAUUCUGUGAGCAUUUUUAGGGAUAAGCCUUGGGAUGUAUUUGUCAGUGAUCGUAAUGACAUGGUUUUGAAAGAAUUACUAGGAUCCUUUAAAUAGUGAUAAAUAAAAAUGAAUUUAAUAUCACAUACUAAAAGACAGCUAUAAUUUGAAAAAUAUUUCUCAUUUGAUGAAAGGAACAUUUUUCAGCAGUGUACUUUUAAAAUCCUCUGGCUGUAAAUUUUUUUUUUUAAUGCCCAUAAUAUACCCUUUACAGACCUCAGCAUAUACCAAAUUUUUAAUUGUAGGAUUUGAAUUCAGUGGGGGAAUAACAAAUGAUCUCAGCUGUUUAAGAGCUUUUUAAUGAAUAGAAAAAUAAAGUUGUGGAGUAGUGAGAAAUCCUCCACACUGAAUAAAAACUUGAUAAGAAUUAUGUUUUGAGAAUUACAUUUUCUGAGGUGUAAUUGGCUUUCAUUAGAUCAUAUUUUUCCUGACAUUAGUUUACAUUUUUACAGUGUAUCUUUUAAAUAAAAAAAUUGACAAGAUAAAUACAUUGUUUCAACAUAGCUUAUCUGUAGUUUUCUGUUUUCCUAUGACCCCAUCAUUGAUUCUAUAAAAAAGUGCCCGGCCAAGAAACAAUAGUAAGAGUGAUCUUUCCCUUAAGUUCUUUCAGCAUCCUUGCCAAGCAAGCAUGUAUCAUUCCUGAUGUACUUCUACCAUUGACAGCCAGAAGAAUAUCACCACAUCUAAAAAACAUAAAACAACACAUGAUUAACAUUUUGAUUCAUAGCUGAAAUCAGUGCAAGUGUAUUUGGUGGUCCUAGUUUUUGCUCCAACUGUCAAUUUUAAUUACAAAAAAUUCUAAUUAGGAAUAUCUAAUUAAGGCUUUCUCCUCCCCACCCCCCACCCCCUCAAACUGUGCAAACUCUCCAGUCAGCUUCUGUUAGAAGGGAUGCUAAAAGCACAGGAAGUUGCUGUACGGGACCAAGGAAUUUUUAGAAAUUGAAUGCUAUGUACAUUUUCUUUUUAACCAAUAAAACAAGGUUUAUAGUACAUGCAUUAUUUCUAAGGGCCCAACCUUUUGCAUAUAUGAAACAAAAUAUUGGUAAUAACUAGUCAUUAUUACCUAAUUCUUCCAUCUUUGUAUGCUGGUGUUCCUUCAACGAUAGACUUAAUAAAAAACGGUUUGUUCCCAUUAUAUUCUUCAUAACCUCCUACAAUGCAGAAGCCCAGACUUCCAGCUGUGUUUCUUCGUAAUAUAACAUCUUUACAGUUAUACAGGUACCUGAAAUAGAAUGUGUAAGCAAUAGAUCUUCACACUUAAGUUGAACUCUUAGGGAAUAAUUAUGAUUCAUCUCCAAUUCUCUUUAUUGACAUUUUUUUCGGGCUAAAUAGCACUGGAUGGUUUUCACUCAAAAUUGUCAAAGCCCAGUGACUUUUGUGCUGUUGGCGGCCUUUUUCUAGUUGAAUUGUUUUCUGUUUCUAUGAAGCAAAUUGGAUAGGCCUAAGUCCUUACUGAUGAACUAAAUUCAAGCAUACUUAGCAAUAUUCUAUUUUUAUUUAGUUGUGAAUAUAAUUUUAAUGAAGGCAAAAAUCCUCUAAAUGAUUAAUCUCAGUGAAAAAACACUUAAACCUAACCCUAAUAAUGAAUGCAUUUGCCAAAGUUCUGACUUUUGAAAAAUAAUGCUUUAAAUGUAGUUCUACAUGUUUUAUAGGUUAUAGAGAAGCAUGCAGGCAUAAAGUGAAUGGAAAUUGAAUAAAGAUUGUAAGAAUAAGUCAUAAUGGAGGAAAAAAAUAGUAAACUGAAUAGGAAGUUAUAGAAGGAAUGGGAGAAGGAGAGGCCACAGGUAUUCUUUGAGUAGAAUCCUCACCUAAAAUAGACUAGAUGGAAGAAACUUAAUAUCCGGUGGCAGCUGGAACAGUUAAGAUAGGUGCAGGCCAAGUAUAAACUGUGUUACAAUUGUGACAGCUAGUGUUGUCAGGAACUGGAUUUGACUAAAAUCUCCCAGUACAAUAACUGGUUUGAAAGAAAAUUAGCAUUUUCGUAUUGGUAAAAAUCAAAAUAUGAUUGUUCUGUUUAUAAUCUGUACUUUAAAAUACUAACUGCUUUUUGAAAAACCAAUAAAACGUCUCUUGUGAAAGGU